Messenger RNA from Papilio polytes (common Mormon), 1698 nucleotides. Its product is annotated as lanC-like protein 3 homolog. Lineage: Eukaryota; Metazoa; Arthropoda; Insecta; Lepidoptera; Papilionidae. Bases 122 to 1414 code for a protein of 430 amino acids. Gene Ontology annotation, biological process: peptide modification; carbohydrate metabolic process. Gene Ontology annotation, cellular component: plasma membrane. The transcript has a single exon. The record is from RefSeq and is a predicted model, not a curated record.
AAACAAAACAAAAAUUCUUUGGAAUUCUCUCAAGUCUUUUCUUGAGAAAAAAAUGUUCUAAACAUUAAAUAAAAAAAAAAUCUCUUUUACGUAAAAUUUGUGUUUGAGUUGUGUAUAAUUAAUGAACAAAAGUUUUAAAAAACUAUUUUCGUUUCGACAUAUUUCUAAAUUCUUUUACACUCCAAGUGCAACUAUGGUAAGAUAUUUUCCAAACCCGUACGUCGAGGAAGGUAUAGCUGAAAAGGAGCCUUCGCACGAUGAUCUCACGCAACAAAUUAACGAGUACAUAAAAAAUAUUACAACCCGUUUGCAACCCUCCAACAGAAAUGUAGACGGCGGAUUAUAUGUCGGCGUGACUGGGGUUUCUUAUAUGUUCUAUAAUUUAUUUAAAAACCCACUGUUAAAAGAAAAUAAGAGUUUUUACAUCGAGAAAGCUGUAGAAUAUUUACAACCUGCUUUGGACUGCUCCGCCGGUGAAACGACGUCAUUUUUACUAGGUGACGCUGGAACUUUUGCCUUAGCCGCAGUUAUAUUUAAAGCGAAAGAAGAUGAACGCUAUACUAACUUUGUCAAAAAUUACAAAGCCCUUUACAACCAAUACCUUAAUCCAAAGUUUUUGAAGUGUGGGGGUGAUGAAUUCUUUGUAGGUAGAGCUGGAUACCUUGCUGGGGCUUUAUGGAUGCAUAGGGAGUUAAAAAUACCUGUUCUGACUACAGAAGAGAUGUAUAACAUUUGCGAUGUGAUAGUAGAAUCUGGUCGUGAUUUCUCUAUGAAGAGUAAGAGUAGAUGUCCACUGAUGUAUCAUUAUUAUAAUACUCAGUAUUUAGGAGCUGCUCACGGCUUGAGUUUUAUUUUACAAAUGCUGUUGUCUGUACCUGGGUAUUUGGAGUUUAACACAUCCGCUGGGAAAGAUGUGAAAACAACUGUAGAAUAUAUAGCUUCCUUGCAAACGAAAGAAGGUAACUGGCCGUGUUGUAUGGAAGAACUUGUUUUAGAUGAUCAUAAACUAAUACAUUGGUGUCAUGGAGCACCGGGAACUAUUUACUUGAUGGCUAAAGCUUAUCUCAUUUUUAACGAUCAAAGGUUCUUGGAUUCCUGUAUAAAAGCAGGAGAAGUUGUAUGGCAAAAGGGUUUGUUACGUAAAGGUCCAGGUAUUUGCCACGGAAUAGCUGGCAAUGGUUAUGUUUUCUUGCUAUUGCAUAGAUUGACUGGAGAUGAUAAUUAUUUGCACCGUGCAAAGAUGUUUGCGAACUUCAUGAAGAGCGAAGUAUUCAUUAGAGAUUCAAGACUACCGGAUAAUCCUGAAAGCCUGUACGAAGGUAUUGCAGGAACGGUGUGCUAUUUGUCAGAUCUGUUGACGCCUGAAAUUGCAGAAUUUCCAUUCCAAGAUGUGUUUUCUAAUUUUAACCAGUAAACAUUAUUUUUUUACCACAAAAAUACCACAAUAUUUAUUAAAUUAAAGAUAAUUUAUAAUAUUUAGUGCAAAUUUAUGAUUAUAUUUCUUGCCAUAGUAAAUUUAAAGAUUUUACUAAUGUUUUCAAAAUAUACUUAUAAUGAAGGUUUAUGUAAGGCUUCUUCUCCACAAGAAAGAGCAAUAGAAAUUUUUUAGAAAGCAAUAGGUAAUCCAAACAUAAUGUAAAUGGUUCUAGUAUGUGCGUUUUGGUUUGUUAUUUUGUUGAAUAAAGCGAAAAUCCUAAA